AUGAUGGCAUACUUGGUCAUUGAUCAUUUAAUACCUCCCUCUUCUUCCUCUACUGCUCCUUCCUCGGCAGCCACACCUACUGACUCAACCUUGUGGCAGCGUUUGGACGACAUAGUUCGUCACUGGAUAUAUGGUACGAUAUCCAACGACCUUCUUAACACUAUUAUCAAUCCCGAUGAUAAGGCUGUUGAUGUUUGGAAUCGUUUGGUGAAUUUCUUUCAGUUAAACAAGUCUGCCAGAGCACUACAUUUGGAUGCUCAAUUCACCAACACCGGAUUGGAGCAAUUUUUUGGUGUAAAACCUUAUUGUACUCGUCUGAAAGUACUGGCUGACAGCCAACGUAAUGUCGGCGACACGGUGUCGAACAAUCGAAUGGCUCUUCAACUUCUCAAGGGUUUCUCUAAUGAGUAUAAGCAAUUCCGUUCUUCUGUGCAACACCUUCAUCCUCUACCUUCGUUUGACACGCUGCGUUCGAUGUUGGAACUUGAGGAACAAAGCAAUGAUGAUGGGUCUUCUGUGCUUCGUUUCGGGUCUGAGAUGGCUCUUGCUGAAAAUGGUGGACAUUACAGUGGGAAUAAUAACAACCACAGCAAAGGUGUGAAACAUUUUCGCAACAACAAAAAUUCUAGAAACUGCAACAACAACAACAACAACAACAACAAUCGUAACAACACCAACAGUUCACGGCAGCCUGCUCAUUCUAAUAAUCAGAAUAGUGCUUAG
Chenopodium quinoa (quinoa) is the source of this 723-nucleotide messenger RNA. RefSeq lists its product as uncharacterized. Bases 1 to 723 code for a protein of 240 amino acids. NCBI's taxonomy places the organism in Eukaryota, Viridiplantae, Streptophyta, Magnoliopsida, Caryophyllales, Amaranthaceae. The record is from RefSeq and is a predicted model, not a curated record. The transcript is spliced from 2 exons.